CAGGUCCUACAGCUGAAAGUUUGUAUUGGACUGUUGGAUACCAUUUGUUGUGAAUGAAUGUUAAAUGCGAUAAAAGAUGAAUUAUUUGCAUACAUUUUCUGUAAUAUGUUGCUUAAUGAGAGUGGCCACGUCAGAUCAGCUCUCUCUGGUGAGGGACCUAUUCGAUCCAGACAAUUACAAUCCAAAUAUUAGACCAGUGAAGGAUGUCAACACUACAACUACAGUAUAUAUGUCCAUGAGUCUGAAUCAAAUAAGGGAACUGGCCGAGACAACACAAACCCUUACAUGUGCUAUUUGGGUGACAUUUAAUUGGCAAGAUGAGUUUCUAGCUUGGGAUCCGGCUGACUACGAUGGAUUAGAUAUACUUGUAGUACCAUCGGACAAUAUUUGGACACCUGAUAUGACAUUGUACAACAGUGUUGAUGAAGAAAAAGGCUUCACUGAAAUAUGGAGUAACACAAAUGUGAGGAUCGCUCAUACAGGCAAUGUAGAAUGGUUGACUAUUGCUCAGACUCAAACUACAUGCAGACUGCAAGUCAGUGAAUACCCAUUUGAUGAACAGUUAUGCCCGAUGAAAUUUGGUUCGUGGACGUACAAAUUAGUCGAAAUUGAUGUUAUUCCUAAGACGGAUAAAGCAAGCAUUGACAAGUUUAUAGAUAAUGAAGAAUGGGAAUUGCUCAAUGUUAAAAUGAUUAGACAUGAGCUGGAAUAUGAUGAGGGAUCUUUCCCAGACAUUACAGCUUAUGUGCAUAUGCGCAGAAAGCCGAAUUUCUACUUGUACACGUUACUUUUCCCAUGUAUAUUACUAAUGGUAAUAUCAGUGGCCGUAUUUUGGCUACCGGCGGAAAGUGGUGAAAAGGUAUCCCUUGGAGUAACAGUAUUAUUAGCCCUGACCGUGUACCAGUUGAUAAUAACAGACAACAUACCAUCCACUGCUGAAUACGUGCCUCUUCUGGCUCAGUUCUUUGGUGCAUCGGUUGUCCUUCUGGGCUUUUCUGUGAUGUCUGCUGUUUGCAUUUUGAAUAUCCAUUUCUAUGGCUGCUUCGGGGCGAGGGUUCCAAAACCAAUAAGGAAAUUACUUUUUGGAUAUUGUGCUCCAUUACUGUGUCUGAAGCCGCAUAUUCGUGACUUUCUACAGCAGAUAGAGGAGAUGGAGUCAAAAGAAACAGCAGCUGGGGCAGAUGGUAAAACUUCUCAUAUGCACUACCAUUACACAAGACAAGGUUGUAUGAACAACGAUGUCCCAAUUAUAAAAGGCGAGAUCAAAGACUCUUCUAUAGGAGACACUUUAAACAGAUCAUUGGAAGAACUCAGAAUGGCUCGAUUAGAUUCAAAAGCCUCCAGACAAGAGGAAGAACGUAAUGCUAUGUAUGUUCAAGAGUGGCAACUUGUAGCAUGUGUGGUUGAUCGAUUACUUCUUAUUUUCUUUGUAAUAUCCACAGUUAUAAUAAGUGUAUUGAUAUUCAUAAUAAGACCAGGAAUUGAAGAUCCAUAUGAAAGGUUGGCAAGAAAGGGGUGGUAG
Owenia fusiformis is the source of this 1522-nucleotide messenger RNA. Lineage: Eukaryota; Metazoa; Annelida; Polychaeta; Sabellida; Oweniidae. The record is from the annotation of a GenBank genome assembly.